Molecule: messenger RNA, 2192 nt
Organism: Musa acuminata subsp. malaccensis (wild Malaysian banana)
Lineage: Eukaryota; Viridiplantae; Streptophyta; Magnoliopsida; Zingiberales; Musaceae
Product: glucan endo-1,3-beta-glucosidase 3-like
Biological process (GO): carbohydrate metabolic process
Cellular component (GO): plasma membrane
Molecular function (GO): hydrolase activity, hydrolyzing O-glycosyl compounds
Source: RefSeq, a predicted model, not a curated record
GCAGGAAAUGACACCAAAAGCUGCGCCCGCCACUGCUCCAAAUAUGACCGUUGAGUUGGUUUCUCUCUCCCUCCCUCCGUCGCUCGCUCUCGAGUCCCAACGAUUUCUAAAGCCCUCUCGAUCUAAGGAUUUCUGGCCGUUGGAUCGGUGAUGAGGGGGCCAUAUGAUGGGAGAGGACAACGUACCCCAACCCCAGUCGUCUGUUUGUAUAAGAUGCCUGCCCAUUUUGAUGUGCUCCCCUACCUCCAGCCCUCGUCACCCGUCGCCCCUCCUCCCCCCGCCCCACUCUCUCUCUCUCCCCCUCCUUUUGAAAUCCUUGUCUAGGUCGGGAUCGAGAACAAAGAUGUGGAGUUACUGGGCUGCCGUCGCUCCACCGCCGCAUGCGUUCCGGAGAAAGAGGGUGAAAUCGAUGGCGCUUCGUCUCCUGUUCCUCUUUUUAUCUCUCUCUGCGAUCUACGCCGACGAAGGGGCGUACAUCGGCGUCAACGUCGGCACGGCGCUGUCGAACAUGCCGUCGCCGACGAUGGUGGCGGCGCUGUUGAAGUCGCAGCAGAUCCGCAACGUACGGCUUUACGACGCCGACCCGGCCAUGUUGGCCGCCCUUACCAACACCGGCAUCCGCGUCACCGUCUCCGUCCCAAACGAGCAGCUCCUCGCCGUCGGCCAGUCCAACGCCACCGCCGCCAACUGGGUCGCCCGCAACGUCGUCGCCCACGUCCCCGCCGUCAACAUCACCGCCAUCGCCGUCGGCUCCGAGGUCUUGACCGCUCUCCCCAACGCCGCCCCCUUGCUCGUGCCCGCGCUACGCUACAUCCACUCCGCGCUCGUGGCCGCCAACCUCGACGGCGUCAUUAAGGUCUCCACGCCGCACUCCUCCUCCUUGAUCCUCGACUCCUUCCCGCCGUCGCAGGCCUUCUUCAACCGCACCCUCGAGCCGGUCUUCGUCCCCAUGCUCAAGUUUCUCCAGUCCACCGGUUCCUAUCUCAUGCUCAACGUCUACCCCUACUACGACUACCUGCAAUCAAACGGCAUCAUCCCAUUGGAUUACGCUCUUUUCCGCCCUCUUCCACCGAACAAGGAGGCGGUCGACGCCAACACCCUUCUCCACUACACCAAUGUCUUCGAUGCAGUCGUCGACGCCGCCUACUUCGCCAUGGCCUACCUCAACGUCACCAAUUUGCCGGUCGUCGUCAUGGAGUCAGGGUGGCCGCACAAGGGUGACCCGACGACGGAGCCUGACGCCACCACCGACAAUGCGAACACCUACAACAGCAACCUCAUCCGCCAUGUGAUCAACAGUACCGGCACGCCCAAGCACCCAGGGGUCUCGGUGCCCACCUACAUUUACGAGCUCUACGACGAGGAUCUCCGCCCAGGGGUGACGUCGGAGAAGUUCUGGGGGUUGUUCGAUGCGAAUGGCGUGCCGGCGUACACGCUGCACCUGACGGGGUCGGGGAUGCUGCUGGCGAAUGACACCUCGAGCCAGACGUUUUGUGUCGCCAAGGAGGGAGCAGACGAGAAGUUGCUGCAAGCGGGGAUCGACUGGGCGUGCGGGCCAGGGAAGGUGGAUUGUUCUCUCCUGACGCAGGGGAAGCCCUGCUAUGACCCUGACACAGUGGAGGCGCACGCUUCAUAUGCGUUUAACGAGUAUUACCAUGGGAUGGGGAUGGCAGUCGGGACAUGCCACUUCAGCGGGGUUGCUGCUAUCACCACAACAGAUCCAAGUCAUGACUCUUGUUUGUUUUCUGGAAGUGGUGGGAGAAAUGGCACGGUUCUGAAUGGCACCUCAUUGGCUACUUCCCCUAACUCAACUUCAUCCACGUCUAGUGAUGCUCACAGUUUCUACCAAUCCAAAGUAGUUCUUCAAAUCGUUGAAGCUCUACUAUCGGGACUGGUGUUUUUGUAGGUUGUGAUCUCUUCAUUCGUUGAGUGAUCAGAAGACUGGAACUCACAGAAUUUUGAUCAAACCUGGAUGACAAAGUGAUGGAUGCGCUGUGGGUAAUCCAUGUAGAAUUUGUUGUGUCACAUCCAAUUUCAUCUUGUGCUCAGGAGUUGAGGUUCAUCAUUGAAAGAGGAUUAAAUUUCUCUGUCAUUUAUUUUUCUGCAUGCCAAUAUUUGUAAAAAGCCUAGUUGGUACUCCUGUUUGAUCGUUUAUUAUUCGAGGUUUUAUCAUUUAUCCUUUAUUGAGUCCA